Molecule: messenger RNA, 1255 nt
Organism: Notodromas monacha
Lineage: Eukaryota; Metazoa; Arthropoda; Ostracoda; Podocopida; Cyprididae
Source: the annotation of a GenBank genome assembly
AUGUCCAACCCUGCCCCUGGCAACAUCCCACUACUGCCACCAGUAAUGCAGAUUAUAGGUUAUGCCAUUGUAUCCGGGUGGGGUGUUGAGGAAUUUGGCGGCGAACCUUCGGAACGGCUCCAGCGUGCUGUUCUGCCAAUUGUUUCAAUCCGGAUGUGCCAAUUUACGAACAUUGUCAUGCAAAGCCAACUGUGUGCUGGGUUUUUGGGAGGUGGAACUGACGCAUGCACUGGUGACUCUGGCGGCCCAUUAGUCUGCUUCAACAAUCCCAAAGAUCCCGAAAAAGAUGCAAGAAGAACCCGUGACUGGCGAGGGAAUAAAGCAGCAAAGAGUGAAAUUGAGUUCGGUUGGCCCAAGGAGUUCUCCCCGUCUCCUUUUUUGUGUGGGGUGGUGUCCUAUGGUCACGCCUGUGCUCAGGCAAUGUUCCCAGGGGUUUACACCCGGGUUGGAUACUACCUUGACUGGAUCAGCAAAACGAUCGCAGCAAAUCAUUUUCGUGAAGAAAACUUCAAUUUCCUCGGCAUGGUUUCGAACGGCAGGGAGAAGGAUCCUGGCAAAAUCUGCGCUGGAGUUUUGAUCCACUACCAGUUUCUCCUCACAUCUUCCGAAUGCUGUAAUGAAACCUGCAAAAUGAGAUAUGAAUGCCGAUGUUCCAUGGUUGACUUUGAUCAUUGGCGCAUUCCAUUCUCAAAUCGCAUCACUUUCGACGUUUCCGAACAUUUUCCAUUCGACGAGAAAAAAGCUUUCAACAUGAUCGCAAGAACAUCAAGAAGCGCCAUCUUUCCACCAGAAUCAAAAAUAGAGCGCUUUCCAAAAUCUGGGGAACCUUUAGCAGUUCUGAGGCUCAGUAGAGGGGCAAAUUUUCGCGAAUUCAUUCCACCAUUGAAUCUCAUUCAAGAUCCUGAAAACUUAGAAGCAUUGCCUGGAAGUCCACUGGUUUGCCACGGAAAUUCCUUGAACAAUUCCAGUCCGAAAACCAGUUCCCUUUGUGGGAUAACCGGCAGAUUUGAAGGACCGACUUCCAAGUACCAAACCUACUUCUCUCACAACCCGGAUCCCAACUGGCCAAAAUAUGAGAAGAACAUUUGCGUUUUCCGGCUAAUCUUCUUUCCGGAGUUUGGCUUUUCGAAUCAAGGAAUUUCUCUGCAAGAUUUAAUGGCUUUCAAAGGGUAUAACAUGUAACAAACUAGUAGAUGUCUUAAUGAUGAGAUGGAAACUGGGUUCGAAUUCGAAAAUGAAUCGCAUUGGAAACACG